CCCAACCUAGUCCUACUUUUUAUUACACUCUCACUAAAAAUAAGCGAUUACGGAUAUUUGGACACGUUAUUAACAUAACAAAACUAUUUACCCACCUUACUACAUUCAUCAUAUACUCAAUAUGCCCUGCUAAUGUGACAAGAACAUGACUGCUGCCAAAAAGGCAGCUGAGACGCUAUAUAUUGCCCGUCAACGGGCAACCUGCCAACGGGCAGGCAAGACGGCAAUCAAUAUACCCUCUAUACGCCAGGCUGCCCGGGAUUACGGCGUAUCUCAUACGGCGAUUCAGAAGCACCUCCGGGCCCUUCAGGAAGGCCAUGACCUCCGCGUAAGCCCGGAUGAGCCCGGCCGGCCCCGGUCGUUUACGGAGGCCGAAGAUGUAGCUCUCGGAGUGGCAAUGUGAAUUUGCAGUUAUCGUACAAAAAGGGAAAAAGAUACUGUUGUAAAGC
Molecule: messenger RNA, 449 nt
Organism: Colletotrichum navitas
Lineage: Eukaryota; Fungi; Ascomycota; Sordariomycetes; Glomerellales; Glomerellaceae
Exons: 1
Coding region: 146-403 (85 amino acids)
Molecular function (GO): DNA binding
Source: RefSeq, a predicted model, not a curated record